AUGUUUUCUUCUAAAGACAAGCCAAGAUCAAUAAGCAGAGAAAUCCAAGAAGCCUCUGCCAGAGCCAAAGAAAAAACACGUACAGAUAAAUCCGGCUAUAUGAAAGUUGGAGAUGUAAUAGUGCUUAUGUUCAAAUCUAACAACAAUGGAGUCUACAGUGGAUUUCUGUCUGCUGAUGGAGUCAUUUCACAAACCCUCGUUGUGAUCCCACGAGACUCAGAAAGCGAAAAAAAUGCAAAUUCAUUAGCAAGAUCAUGCUUAUUUCGUGUAGAAAAUGCACGAAGAGUAAAUGAAGUGACUACUGAAAAAGCAGAUUCUGAGCUUAAAAUGACGCUUGGGAAAGCCUUGACUUAUGGUGAAAGAAUUCAGCUUCGGCAUCUGCACAGCAUGGGUUUUAUUAACGUGAAUGCCAAAAGUAUUGCUUUGGAGCCAGGCUGUUUACAAGUAACAAUUGAAAAUGAAGGAAGCGAGCAUACAUGAUUUGAAAUUGUCCCAGUUAAUAAGCUAAGGCGAGAUGGAGAAAUGGAUAAUUAAAAUAUGGCGUCUUCGUCUAGGUAUGGCCUCACGGCCAUACAUCCUCGACUCAUAUUUUAAUUAUAUCCGGCAAGGUUUUUCUAGCCCAAAAUGGACAGCAAUGCUAUGGUAACCAAUUCUGCAGGUAGCAGAGCCUAGCCCAAGUCCGAUUUUGAGGCUGGUUUUUACCUCGAAGGAAAGGAGGGUUCAGAUUUGGAAAAGGCAAGACCAGCAAGGUCUACAGGUAAUACCUAGACCAAUCGGGCAACUGCCUAGCGUGAAACUGGGCGUUACGUCCCAGGAUCUGGACUUUACCCUUUUGCCGAUAGGCUACCAGAAAUUCCAUUUUUUGGAAUUUCGGAAUGCUAACUUCGUAUUCUUUCAGCCUCAGGAGGCCGCACAAACCCGUAGACUGCCCACUCAACACUGGAGUCUUUUACAAGAGACAAGGAGGAGGCCCGACGGAAGGAAGGUCGCAAAGCGGUAGAAUCCCACAAGGGAUCUUCGGUAAUUGCGUUAAAAUUAAAGGCACGUGCCUGUCUUACUAAUGUAAUGUAAUGAGAUGGAGAAAUGAUUUCUUAUGGGGAUUCUAUAUGAUCAGUUGCUUAAAUUUCUGAUCGGCUCCCACGAGCCAAAGAUGGAUUUCACGCGUGAAAAUCCAGAAAUUCCACGUGGAAACGAUUUUUGGCUCGUGGGAGCCGGUCAGAAAUAACGCCAAAGGACUAUAUCAUUUCAAUCAUUAUCAGAAAAAUCUCAGUAUUUCUUGCAUUGCUAUGAAAGUGCAUCUGCGCUUUCAGACAGGAAAUUAGAAGUAAAUGCAAGCGGGAAACAGACUGAGUGAAAGCCUAGAAGAUACAUGGCGUUUAAUUUGUCAAGUGAAGCAUCUAAUUUUGUGACGACUGGAGAUUCGUUUAGAAUUUACCAUAGAAUUUCACAAGGAUAUUUAUCAGUUAACGAAACACAAAUCAUAGGAGAUGCAGGAGUCCCUGAAGCUUAUUUAGAAAAGAAAAAUAAAUCCAGUAAUUCUUUAUGAGAGCUGCAAAGAGUAUCCAGUUUUGUUGGGGGAACUGCAAAAUGAGAAGAACAGUUUAGAAUAAAGCAUUUAGCGACUGGCUUUUUCUUAAAAGAGUCAGCUGACUGUGCAGAGCUUACUUCUAAUGCUUAUGCACAAGGGACAUUAUUUAGGCUAAUUCCUGAUUCAGAAACUGCAGAAACUGAAAUAAGGUUUGGUACAAUUUUAUCUUUGCAGACUGAAAAAUACAAAUUUAUCCAAGUUAGGGAUGAGAUGAUUGAAGAACAAUAUUUGAGGAAAAAGAAAAGUAUUAAAUAUAAACUAGGAUUAGCAACUGGGAAAAAAGAUUAUGCGACCAUUGCGUUUUUAAUAGAAGAUGUCCCGGAGCAUCAGACAGCACAUGUUUAUAAGCUCUCUUUGAUGAUUCCUCACUUGUGUGAUUUUUAUUACUAUAUGGACGAUAAUACAAUAACCACUGAUUAUUUAUUAGAAAAUCCAGAAAGAGAAAAUUUUUUAAAAGCAAAUUGUAGUAAUAUGACCACAAUGCUCAAAAAUUUAUCAAAACAUAUUAUACACCAAAAUGACUCAGAAGUAGAUAUUCAUAAAAGGCAAAAUUCCAUGAGAGAAAUGGGCGUCAUUGAUGGACUAAUGGCAAUUGCAGAGCUGAUUCAGAAUAAGCUAGACACUACUGGAACAAGAGCAGGAAGCCGUCCAGGACAUCAAGACGAUAAUAAUAUUGCAUCAAAAUAUCUAAUUCAUGUACAAAAUGGAAUUUACAGACUUGUUUAUGAAUCUAUUAAAGGAAAUUCAAGGAAUUGUCAAAAUUUUGAUAAAUACGAGCAUCAUCUAGUAGCUAUGCUGUCUAAACAUAUCAAUAAAGACAUUGGGAAUAUUCUCACUCCCCCCCCUUUAAAUUGGAACUAAAAAUUUUGUUCCAAUUUAAAGGGGGGGUUAAGAAAAUGUUUUUAAAAAAAAAAAUCAUUAUAAAAUUUAAAAACAAAAAAUUUAUAUAAAAUUUAAAAAAAAAAAAAUUUCAAAAAUUUAUCGAAUUAGAUUAAUAAAUUUGUUUAAUAAAAUGCUAUUUACUCUUCAUCCUUUAAAACAAAGCAAUAUAUAACUAAAAUUUUAUUAUUAAUUACUAUUAAUUGGUAUCAAAACUAUUUACACAAAAAUUAUUAUUUUUAUUGAUAAUAAAAAAAAUUAAAAAAAACAAUUUUAGAAAAUUUAUUAAUCAAAGUGGUAAUUUUAAUUAAAUAAGAUGUUUAUUUAUACUAUAUUCUUUAAAAUAAAGUAAGAGAUAAGUAAAUUUUGAAUUUUUGUAAAGAAUUCGUAUUGAAUUUAUAUCAAAGCUCUUUAAACAAAAAAUAUCAUUUUUAUCAAAAAAAAUAAAAUUUUUUAAAACAAAAAAAAUUAAAUGUUUUUAAAAAUUUACAAUUAAGGAUAAUAAAUUUAUUUAAAUAGAUGUUUCUUUAUACUAUAUUCUUUAAACAAGAGCAGGAUAUAACUAAAUUUUUUAAUUUUAGUUAAGAAGAAACAUUUAAAUUAUAUCAAAACUUUUUACAUAAAAAUUAUGAUUUAUAUAUAUAAAAUUUUUUAUUAUAAAAUUAAAUUUUGUUCCAAUUUAAAGGGGGGUUAAUUAACCAAAAAAGUGGAAAUUUUACCUAUAUUUUGUUCCAAUUUAAAGGGGGGGGAGUCAGAGAAAUAUUUUGCUAUACUUCAGAAUUUUCUUUAUUAGACGAAAAGAAGUUCAGCAGGUGGUUUAAUUAUCUAGAACCAAUCAGUGAAACCCCUAAUAAUAUUCAAGAACAGACCUUAUAUUUAACAAUCUUAAAGUACUUAUGUGAAAAUAAAGGCGCUGGAGUUUUAAAAUUUCAAGUUUUAGCUAGAAAAUGCCUGCUUGAUCCAGAAACUCAUUUUUCUCUUAUAAGAUUCCAUAUAGUAAAUAAAAGACCUUGUGUUGAGUUUGAUUUUCCUAUAAAAACUCAUACAGUUCAAGAUAUAUUAAAAGCUAAUCCAAGACUAAGUGCUUUUGGGACAGCCAAAGAUGAACAAAGCUUGCUUAUUGACGAAGAAAUUACUAGUGCUAUUUUUUACCUAGAAGAUAUUUGUAAACUUGAUGAAUACGCUAGCUAUCUUGCCGCAACCAUAGACUUGAUUGCAAGCAUCUGCUUAGGUAGAUAUAAAAUGGCUAUCCAGCAUACAGGAACUACCAUUAAUGCUUCCCUUUCUCAUAUCCAGCUAGCUCUCAAAAAUGCUGAUAUAAACGACAAGGUGCGAGCAGCCUAUGCAAACUUAUGUAGGGUUCUUUAUAUUGAUGUCGACCCUUAUAUACCUUGUACAUCACAAAAAACCCGCUGCUUUAGCUGAGAUGACAAAAUUGAAAGGGUUGACGAAACUACCUUUGAGCACCGUCACGAAAAUUUGAACCAAGUCAAAGCAAUUAUCCAGAACUUCUGAAGCUAUGAAGGAGAUGUAAAAAUAAAUAAAGAGCAGCUUGGGCGAAAAUUAAAACUAGUGGUUUCCUUUAUAAAAGUCACUAGAUCUAUGAUUGAUUUAGAAAUCGAAGACUAUGAGUUCAUUGAAUUUGUAAUGCAACCUAUCUGCUUUUUAAUUACUGAAAAAUCAGGAGAUGAAAGCCACUGAUGUACACAGUUGACAAGAGAAGUAAGGGAAUCUUUAUCUAAUGACUAUAACCCAUCACUAGAGAAAAAACAUAUACAAGUCAUCGAAGAAGUUUUGAGCAUGCUACAAGUGCUUGUGGUUAGAAGGGAAAAUCUGCAGUUAUAUAAUUUAUUGAGGCUGUUUUGGGAAUAUAAUGAAAAAAAGAAUACUAAUGAGGAAUUAACAGAUGAGGAUUUAAAGGUGAGAUUUGAAGAUACAUUGAAACUGCUGGAUUGGGAUGUAGAAGACCGCAGCAAAGAGCAAGAAAUAGAAAUUAUCAAUAAAAUGGAUGAAAAGUUCAUACAGAGCUUCUCAUAUCAGCCAAUUACUAAUAUCAGCAAAUCUGUGCAUUAUUUAGACAUUUAUCUAUUGGAGCUGCUUUUUGAUGUAAGUAAAUCAAAAAAUAAAGAAAUCAGGAAAAGGGCACUUGAGCUGAUUCUAAAUGGCUUGAAUAGCAGAAAAUUACUGAAAAAAGAAAUGAUUAAAGUUGAGUUUUUAACUGAUGAAAAUACAAAAGAUUUUUAUUUAAAACUGCUACAGCGAAAAAGAAGGCUUAAUGAGACUAUUAAGACACUAACACAAGGCCAAGAGGAAUCUCACGAAGCAAGUGAUAUUCCUAUGCUUAUAUCCUAUGGAUAGCCCGAUAAGCGCAGGAGAUUUGAGAGGAAAACUCUCCAGUUGUCAGACUAGCUUAGGUUGCUAAAACCAUUUGGAAAUAGAUUUACUUGCUAGCUCUCUAGCUGGAUUUAUCAACCAAUUGAGGAGUUUUCCUAUCAAAUCUUCUGCCCUUAUUGGCCCAUCCAUAGGAAAAGAAUAUAUGUAUAAUGAAGCUUUAAAAGACUCCACAGUAAUAACUUUAGAAUUUUCUCAGCUAUUUAAAAAUGAUACUAUGCAUGACUAUAAAAGAGUAAAAUACCAAAAUUUACUGAUGCAAAGUGGCGUUUAUAAUAUCUUGAUCGAUAUUCUUUAUCUUAAGCAUGAUGAAUCUCAAAGAUAUUUAUUAAGACAUGCCCUUACAACUCUUUAUCAUUUCUGCUGGGACAAUAAGCGCAACCAAAAAGUUCUUUUUCCACAUAUUCAUAAACUGCUUGAUUUAAUUGGGAUUUCUUUUAAUGUAACCAAGCUGAUAGCACAAGUUUUAAGUGGUCAUACAAGGUCAGAAAUCGCAGGAAAAGUGAUUGUGCAUAUAUUUGAAUUAAUAGAAACCCAUGAUAAUGAAUUCCACUUAUUGCAGCUUUUGAGAACUUUUAUUAUUGAUGAGCAUAGGAAAAUUAUUCCUCGUGUCCAAAUUGAUAAGUGUUCUGCAGUCCCGAUAAAAAGACUCUGAUUAUAAAAGCCUAUCUACUUAAUCAGAAACAGGAAAACCCUUCUGAGGGAGAUAUAAAACUCCCUCUUCGAUAGGGAGCCCUAAACUGAAGGCCUACAAUGGUUUCUGAACUCAGCACGAUCGAAUCAUAGGUAUUGCGCCUCGGAUUCCGUCUUCUCUUAAGCCACAUAUCAUUUUCUUGGCGUUUUAAAAGGAAUUUUUAAUAGCAAAGCAAUCAGACAAAUGCACAUGCAGACUGGAAAUAUUCAAGAUUUUUUAUCCCCUCAUUUAGGACUUGAUAAAGAUCCAGUAAAAGGAAAACUUCGGCUGAGGUACCAUUUAGAAGUAAUUAAUUGCAUUAUUGCUUGUACAACAGAUAAUAGGUUCGGCAUAUUUCAAGGCAGAAAACUAAUCCCGCUUAUUCAAUUGAAAAACAUAUUCAAAAAAGAAAAUUUAAAUUUAUAUUGUAAAAAGGCUUAUUUGAGAUAUUUAUAUCAAGUUUAUAUGGUUGGAAUUGAAGGCGGAGUCGAGCCAGCAGUUUCUUUAAAUGGCCUUGAAGAUGUUUUCAGAGAUAUUUUUCUACACGAUUUAUCUCUUUAUAGAGAAACUGCUGAUGAUCUCAUAAGAUUAUCUUUAUUAGGAGAAUUUGAUUCAAUUCCAUGCAAAUUUUCAAAACUAAACAAAUGAGACACUUUCAAAAAACUCGUAGCUGAUAGUAAAGCUGAAGAACUUAUAGGGCUUGAUUCUGAAUUUUCUAAUAGAAGACUCUCCCCAGAAGUCAUUGAACCCGAACAAAACCCUGAACAGGAGCGUAUAAAAGACUAUUGAAAUUAUUUGUCAGGCAAUAAAUCAUGGCACUCAGAAAAAGAUGGUUUGGUCCAUAUAUUGCGAGAUAUGAUGCUUUCUAAUUCUUUGCCAUUAAGCGAGACUUUAAUUAUAGUUUUACAAGACAUUCGUGAGCUUCUUCACGAUAUGAGUGACUAUUUCCAAAACCAAGAAGUGAAGUUCCCUGAAUUAGAUUUUUCUAAUAUCAUAAUGACUAUAAAUCUGUGCAGAGAAUGUCUUCCUAUGUCAGGGAUUGAAAAAAUGCAAGAAAAUCCUGAAGGUAAUGAGCUUGACCAAAUAGUCGCUAGAAUGAGAGAAUAUAUUAUAGAAGAAAAACUGUCUUUAGAAGAAGCUUUUUCAGUAUUUGACGUGGAUAGAAAUGGAAAUAUUGAAUAUGAAGAGUUUAGAAAAGCGAUUAAAAAUACAUUAGGAAAUGUUAGGUCGGCUGAUAUUGAAAAAGCUUUUUUUUAUUUACUCCCCCCCCCCCUCCGUGAGCGAACAAAACAUUAGAAAAAUCGCCAUUUUUUGACCAAAAACCCACCCUCCGUGAGUGAACAAAAAUUUUUUUAAUAGAAAAAAUUUUAAUGGAAAAAAAUUUUGAUAUAUAAGUGAUAAUUAGUAUAAUGAAAUCUAGAGCUAAUUCUGUUUAAUUUUAAACAAAUUGCGUUUUAAAACAUAAAUUUUGCAAAUUAAAUUAAUAUUUGCUUCCCAAUUUUUGCAAAUUAGGAUUUUUUUAAAUUUCGAAAAAAAUAUUUUUUUUAUAAAAUUUAUAUAUAAAUUUUUUUUAAAAAAAAAAAUUAACCCCCCUCCGUGAGCGAACAAAAUUUUUUUGUUCGCUCACGGAGGGGGGGGGGGGAGUUAGAUGCUGAUCAUGAUGGAUAUUUACGAUUUAAAGAAUUUGCUAAUAAGCUCAGAAAAUAUUUUUCAAAAGUUCCUCAUCUAGUUAAAAUAAAUAAGCAAAGACAGUUUGCAAGUGGGGGAGCAUCAAGCCCUGUGCAAGCUCCAAAUCAAGAAUUAAUUUUUGAUCAAGAAGUCAAAAAUGGCCUUGAAAGCUUUUCUGGACUUUUUUCAAAUUUGUGUAAAGAUCAAGAUGUUGGAGUUUUGGUUAGAAAAAUUAAAGAUAGGUUUGUAGACCCUGCAAUUCAAACUAAAAAUUUGUCAAUUUUGAAAGAGUUUAUAUCAAAAUUGGGAACUGCUUUUAGGAAAAAGAAGCAUAAAAUUAGCUUAUUGAAAAUGCUAAGAAUGCUGGUUCCAGAAAGCAAGAAGAAAGAAAUAAUUUUUGAUAGUGAAGAAAAUGAGAUGAUUAAUAAUUACGAGUAUUUACAAAAUGUACAAAGCACUCUAAGUGAAGCUGGGGUACUUGAGCUUGCAUUAGGAAUAAUCAAUGAUGGAAAUGAAUUUGAUUUAAUUAAUGAAGCAGUAAAACUUCUAUUAUGUCUACUUAGAUUUGGGAAUUCAUCAGUCCAGAGAAAACUACUCAAAAUUAUGACAGCUUCUGACAACUCAAAUUUAUUUUCUUAUAUCCGAUCUCAACUACGUUCAGCAAGAGACCGAAUUGUAGAGAAAGCUAAAGGUGCAUUUUUAAAAAAUCCUGAAAGAGCAGCAGGAAUUAUUAUUGAAGGCUCGCAGGACCCUGCUGAAAUUCCCCACGAUCUCAAAGACAAAAUUUCCCAUGUAAAAAAUCUUAUAAGGCUUUUACAGUUAUUCUGCGAAAACUGCUUUACAAAAUUUCAACAUUAUAUUCGGUCUCAAGAAGACGAUUCUGCCAGAAAAAUGCAUCUUUCUAUAAAUAUGAUAGAUGAGUUAGCUCAAUUUCUUAUUAAUAUAAGAGAAGCUGGGCCUUAUAUAUCAGACGACUAUGAAGCAAGAAAGCUGAUUCCACAGUGCUUAGAAACAUUAAUUGAUGCGUGUAGAGGACCUUGUGUGGAAAAUCAAUUAUUGGUAGGAAAAAGACGAAAGUUUUAUAAGUUCAUCAAUAUGGCUUUAAGCUUGAAAAUAGAAAAUAGACUGUUCGAAGAUUAUUUUCAGAGCAGUAUAAGAUUAUUGUCAACACUUUUAGAAGGAGAACUUGAUAUAGGUAUCGCCACAAUGAUGAUAGAUUAGAUUGAAAUUAUAGCGAGUCUUCAAGGAUUAUUUUAGUCCCUUACAAUUCAUGGAUAGCUUCGCGUUGUUGCUAAGCGCAAUCCUCACACCUACCCUUUUGCCUCUGACUUCACCAAAAAAUGAUGACGUAAGAAGUCUCUCGGGGAGAUCGCCCUCCACUUUUUCUGAAUCACACCAAACGACCAAGACUCCCUGACCAUUGGUAAACCACCUUUGCCUCCUCCAUGAGCUGUAUCACAGGCUUAGUAAUGCUCCAAUGGAGUGCUGAAGGACAUUUCACUAUAGGCACCUCUUAGAGCCAGGAAAAACCCACCCCGAAAACUAUUGUCAUGCAGAUCCUCUUCCCUGAUCCGGAUCAACUCUCAAACACCAGAGUCCGCGAUUUUACUAAUUAUUAUGAUAGAAGAAAUUGGAUAAUUAAAAUAUGGCGUCUUCGUCUGGGCAUGGCCUCUCGGCCAUGCAGCCUCGACACAUAUUUUAAUUAUAUCCGGCAAGGUUUUACAAAUCCAGAAAUGGACAGCAAUGCUAGGUAAGCAAUUCUGGUAAUGCACAGAGCCUAGCCCUCAGUCCGAAUUCAAGAUUGGGUUUUACCUCAAGGGUAAGGAGGGUUUGGAUUUGGAAAGGGCAAGCCCAGCGAAGUCUGCAGGUAAUACCCAGACCAAUCGGGCAACUGCCUAGCGUGAAACCGGGCGUUACGUCCCGGGAUCCAGAUUUUUCCUUUUGCCGAAAGGCCGAACAGAAAUUCCAUUUUUUUGGGAAUUUUUGGAUGGUCAACCUUGUGACACAUGCAGCAGCCGCAGAAGUCCAUAGUCCGCCCACUCAACACUGGACCCGAAAGGGAAGGAGGAGACGUCCGAAGCAGAACUACACUUCAGAAGUGCCAUGGCAUCAGGCGCUGAAGAAGAAGAAAGGUGGUGUCAGAGCUGAACACUUGCCCAGCAAAUCAUUGCCCCAAUUCGAUCAAGGCGAAGCUGAAGACGACGCAAAGCGGAUGAACCACCCGUAUGGGUAGGUCCUUGGUGACUGCGUAACCAAUAUGGCAGACGCCUCCCUAUAAGUUUAAGUUUAAGUUUAAGUUAAGAUAGAAGAAAUUGAUUUUAAAGAGCUGGCUGAUAUAGCAUUUAUUAUAUAUAAAGAACAUAUAUACCCUAAAAUGAGUAUCCUAAUACAGGACCGUGUAGAUGAUGGCUCUGAUAAUACUUUAAUGAGAGACACUCUGAGAUCUUUUAUAAAGUGUUCUGAAACCCCUCCUGAAAAAAUUCCUAUAAAUGAAUGGCGGGUUAUAGAUAUCGGCUUCCAAAUUGUUAUUAUGACUAUCAGACUCAGAGAAAGAUUUCCUCAUUUAGAAGAACUGAAUUGGAUUGCAUUUAGUGAUAAAGUUCCUAUAGCUACAAAAACCACAAAUUUAAACUCUAUUAUUUUGCAAACAAAAUAUCUAGAAGGAAGAAACGAAGAUUUAUUCAAAACUGUUUAUUCUUGAAUAAGGAAAUAUUUUGGAAGCAAAAAAGAUACAUUUUAUGACUUAACAAUGGACAAGGCUUAUGAAUUUUAUUCUUCUUUAAUCGGUACUGUUGAAAUCGAUAGAGACAAUAAGUUGGAAAUCUGCCAUUUUAGAAUUCCUUCAUCUAUGGUAUUUUUGAGCUCACAAUUUAGAAAUGAUGUGAUUUAUAAGAUAAAUAGAAACAGCCAUGAAGAAAAAAUAAAGUCGUUGUUUCAUAAUAGUGAAAAAUAUCAAAUUUAUAUGACGCAUAUACAAAAACUGUCAGAAUUCAAAAAAAUAGCUUGGUGGGCUAGCAAAAAUCCAUCGCUAGCGAGAAUGUGUUUUUGGCUUGUUGUGAUUAUAAAUGCAUUAUUGCUGGCUGAUGUAAAAAAUUCAAAUGAGCCUCUGCAAGAAGAUGAUAAUACAUCAAUAAAAGGUGGGGUAAUUUUUCUAGGUGUAAUAUUGAUAUUUUUAUCAUUAUUUGUGUACAUUUUUUAUAUGCUUGAAAACUACCCUAUUGAUCUUUAUAAAUAUAUGCACAGAGAAAGAGAAUCAGAUAUUUACUAUGUUCCUGUUUUAAAUAAAUUAAAAGGCACUGUUCUAAUGGAUUAUUAUAUAGAAAGUGUCAAAAAACACAAUAAAUCUAACUCCCAAAAAGUUUUGUCCGCUCACGUAAAGGGUUAAUUUUUUUAAAUUUAGAAAAACCAAUUCACAAUAUUAUAAAAUUUAUGUUGUUUAAAAAUUCAUUAUAUAAUUAUCACUUAUAUAUCAAAAUAUUUUUAUCACGGAAGGGUGGGUAAUUACCCAUAAAAUAGGAUUUUUCUUUAAACUUUUUGUUCGCUUACGGAGGUUUGGAGUAAGCAUUUGAGUAUAAAAUUCAAAAUCCUGAUAGUCCUUAUAAGCCGCCAAAAUCUUUUUAAUUUUCUUUAUUUGCUUUCAGCCUGUUUUGCUAUGAAAUAUCAGCUUCUUUAUGCUAUUUUACUUUUGGACUGUAUAAGAUGGAGCAAAGAUUUAGAUAAUGUUCUCAGAUCAAUCACUCAAAACAGAAAGCAACUUAUUUUGACACUAGUUCUAGGACUUAUUUCUAUAUAUUUAUUCGGAGUUGCAGGAUUCAUGUGGCUUGGGCAGUACUAUCUAACACAAGAUGAAGGUGCCAACUAUAGCACAUAUUGCAAUACAUUAGUAGAAUGUGCCACCUCAACCUUAAACUAUGGUAUAAGAAAUGGUGGAGGAAUUGGUGAUGCCUUAAUGAUGCCUAAAUAUACAGAUAGAGACUAUUUUCUAUCCCAGCUAUUUUUUAUUUUAUUUUUCAUUGUGAUUAACAUUAUCCUGAUGAAUAUUAUUUUUGGUAUAAUUAUUGACACUUUUUCUGAGCUGAGAGAUGAAAGACAAUUAAUUGAACAUGAUAUGAACAAUAUUUGUUUUAUUUGUGGAAGAGAAAAGUUUGAAUUUGAAUUAAGGGGCUCUGGGUGGACUGAACAUGUACAGCUAGAACAUAAUGUAUAUGCAUAUUUGGCUUAUAUUAUUUAUAUAAGAAAGAAACCUCUGAAUGAAUGUAAUGGGAUUGAGAAAUAUGUGAAAAAUAAAAUGAGGCAAAAUGAUGUGUCAUUUUUCCCGAAAAAUGCAAGAUGCUUGCUUUAUACCGAAGAAAAAAGUGAGGAGGAAAAACAUUUUGAAAUUAUUGAGGAGGAAAUUGUGGAUUUGGAAAGGAGUUUGAUAAGUAGUAAAACAAUUAGUGGCAAGGAGACUUCAAAAGAAAGGUAA
This is a messenger RNA of Blepharisma stoltei, 11664 nucleotides long. The record is from the annotation of a GenBank genome assembly. NCBI's taxonomy places the organism in Eukaryota, Ciliophora, Heterotrichea, Heterotrichida, Blepharismidae.